Messenger RNA from Vicia villosa (hairy vetch), 969 nucleotides. Its product is annotated as thaumatin-like protein 1. Lineage: Eukaryota; Viridiplantae; Streptophyta; Magnoliopsida; Fabales; Fabaceae. Gene Ontology annotation, biological process: defense response. Gene Ontology annotation, cellular component: extracellular region. The record is from RefSeq and is a predicted model, not a curated record. Bases 92 to 823 code for a protein of 243 amino acids. The transcript has 2 exons.
CAAUUUUGCUAUAAAUACAUACAUAUUGAAUUGACAUUCUAUCACGUUACAAUAUCAACCAAGUAUCAAAUCAAACCAAAAUAAUUCACAAAUGGAGGUUGGUAUACUCUUUAUGCUCCUCUUAUCAACCCUUUUCCUCUCAGGUGCUAACUCAGCAACAUUCACAAUCACAAACAAUUGUCCAUACACCAUAUGGCCAGCCACACUCACCGGAGGUGGAACCUCACAAUCGGUCUCAACCGGUUUCGAGCUAGCCUCCAAAGCUUCAACCACUCUCAACAUCUCACCCCCAUGGUCAGGAAGAUUCUGGGCCAGAUCUCAAUGCUCAACCGACGCAUCAGGCAAAUUCGUCUGCGCUACCGGUGAUUGUGCAUCCGGUCAAGUACCAUGCAAUAAUGCUGGUGGAACUCCUCCCGUUUCACUAGUUGAAUUCACUCUUGCAUCAAACAACGGACAAGAUUUCUAUGAUGUUAGCCUAGUCGAUGGCUUCAACCUACCGGUAUCGGUAACGCCACAAGGUGGUUCGGGGGAUUGCAAAGCAAGUAGUUGCCCUAAUAAUGUGAACAAUGUUUGUCCUCCGGAUUUUUCGGUUAAGGGUUCAGAUGGAAGUGUGAUUGCUUGCAAGAGUGCUUGUUUGGCUUUGAACAAACCUGAGUAUUGCUGUAGUGGAGAUUUUGCUACACCUGAUAAGUGUCCACCAAAUACUUAUUCAAAGAUUUUUAAGGAUCAAUGUCCUCAGGCUUAUAGCUAUGCUUAUGAUGAUAAAACUAGUACUUUUACAUGCUCUGGUGGAGCAAACUAUGCUAUCACAUUUUGCCCUUGAACCAAUAUGUGAGAUAGAAAGAAAAGAUUUCAUAUGUUUUUUUUCCAUAUAUUAAUGUAUUUUAAUGUGUGAUAUGAUAUUUAAAGUGCAAAUAAAUAUUUAUUACUCAAAUAAUUAAGACUAUAUAUUUGUUAAAGGUGUUUAUU